GUUGAAAUGGUGCCGUUUGACGACAUUCCGUUGCAGAGAGCAGGCAGUCGCGAUGCGACCAAUCACAACGAUACACACACGACAACAACACGGGAUGAGAGGAGUUCUGUUUAUACCCCGAGUAACUCAGAGCCGGGCACGGCCGUGGAACAGUCAGCACUGCGACUGUCCGACAAG
Messenger RNA from Sphaeroforma arctica JP610, 177 nucleotides. RefSeq lists its product as hypothetical. Lineage: Eukaryota; Ichthyosporea; Ichthyophonida. The transcript has a single exon. The annotation marks the transcript as partial. The record is from RefSeq and is a predicted model, not a curated record.